UCUUCUCCUUUCAGUGUUUAAGCAUGUGUGUGUGUUUUUUUCCUCUGCAGCAAUCCACGAGUUCCCCAGAGAUUACUUCACCCCCCAGGAGCGUGCUGAUGGAGCAGUGGGCCUCCACGUGCUCUGUGCGGUCUACAUGUUCUAUGCCCUGGCCUUGGUGUGCGACGACUAUUUCGUUCCCUGUCUGGAGAAGAUUUGUGAGCGUCUUCAACUGAGUGAGGAUGUCGCAGGAGCAACCUUCAUGGCAGCGGGCAGUUCAGCUCCUGAACUGUUCACCUCUGUCAUUGGAGUUUUCAUCACAAAAGGUGACGUCGGGGUCGGCACCAUCGUGGGCUCGGCUGUCUUCAACAUCCUCUGCAUCAUCGGAGUGUGUGGGAUAUUCGCCGUACAGAUGAUACAUCUGACCCGCUGGCCUCUGAUCAGAGACUCUACAUACUACACACUGUCCAUCUCUGCUCUUCUAGUGUUCAUAUAUGACGAAAAAGUGGUUUGGUGGGAAGCUCUCACUUUGAUUCUGAUGUACUUCGUCUACAUUUUGAUCAUGAAGAUGAACUCCCACGUUGUUCGUUUUCUGGAGAGGCGGAAGAAGAACUCGACCAGUUUGAGGAACGGAACGGCCAAUAACGGCGAGCUAGACGAUGGCUGUGACGCUACCGCCAUCCUGCUGAAGAAAGGUACACUUUGUUUUUCACAAAGAAUAGUUCCAUUACGACUCCAUCUGUUUUUGCAUUAACGUUGGUUUACCACUUAAAGAAACACAGCGCAUGUUAAUGACUGAGCAGGGUUGGAGCUAGGCUAGCUGUUUCUCUCUGCUUCUAGUCUGUUAUGCAAAGCUAACCUCCCUGCUCCAUCUGCAUAUUGGUACUUGGAUGUGUUCUCUUGUGGUCAUCAGUGCAUACAUG
Anarrhichthys ocellatus (wolf-eel) is the source of this 902-nucleotide messenger RNA. Its product is annotated as sodium/potassium/calcium exchanger 3-like. The transcript has 8 exons. Lineage: Eukaryota; Metazoa; Chordata; Actinopteri; Perciformes; Anarhichadidae. Gene Ontology annotation, biological process: calcium ion transmembrane transport; intracellular calcium ion homeostasis. Gene Ontology annotation, molecular function: calcium, potassium:sodium antiporter activity; calcium channel activity. Gene Ontology annotation, cellular component: plasma membrane. The coding region runs from base 137 to 733 and encodes 198 amino acids. The record is from RefSeq and is a predicted model, not a curated record.